Gasterosteus aculeatus aculeatus (three-spined stickleback) is the source of this 2512-nucleotide messenger RNA. The record is from RefSeq and is a predicted model, not a curated record. Lineage: Eukaryota; Metazoa; Chordata; Actinopteri; Perciformes; Gasterosteidae.
ACUACAUUGCACUAACACUAAACACACAACACGUUACACUGAAGCCAUUGGUUUUGGUAAGCGUCUUAUGUGGUCCCUCAAUUAGAUAAUGGCGCGCUCACUAUCUUUUCGAAACUAACUGUAAAUUGCAUGAAAUGACGCCACCUGCACUGCUCAUGCAGAUGCAUGCCGAUAUUUUGUUAAUAUCUUUUUUUUAAUCAGAUCUGGUUAUGAGGUUCAUUUAUAAUUGGCCAGGUUGAUUUAAAUAUCCAAACUUGUGUGAUUUUAGGUAUGUUAUGUAUGUUAGAUUUAAUUUACAAUUUACUUGUGACUGCUUUCUGUCACUGACUGGUUUGCAAGAAUAUUCACUUGCUAGUCCUCCGAAUUGUCUGUGUCAAACAUAGUGGACUGUAUUCCUUAUUAGAUCCAUUGAAAAGAUAAAAGUCACCAGAUAUUUCGUUGUAUGAACAUAUGCUUGACCUGCAAUGGACGGCGGCUGGAUAUGAGAUAAACUAGAUUAACUUCUAACAAAUAUUUAACAUUUUUUCUGGUCAAGAACGCAAUGUGCGGUUUCUUUUAACUUGUUUGUUUCCACAGGCCUCAACAAUGUCACACUCAAGCUGGGAAAAAGCAUUUUAUGGAAAUAUCUGCUUGUCAGUAACCAGCGCAUCCCUCAUUAUCGCUGUCAAGUGUUUACAGUGUCUUCAUUAGCAGCCAGCCCUCUUGUGAUAACAACUCUCAAAAGAAGGCAUCAAUGGCAGUGAUAAGCUUGGCCAAGCUACUAUUUUGGUCGUCACAAGUCCCCCUGUUUACUCUGGGAGCAUGGGAGCGGACAUCAGGACUGUGGUCCUUGCAUUGGAGAUCUCCAUUUUCCAACCUUGUCGUCGCAAAGUCUGUUUUCAGGCCGGGCAGAAGGUAAAGUUUGUGCCAGCUCAGUGGAUUAGAAAGGACCUAAUUUCAAAAUGUGGAACUCCAGAUCCUCCCUGUUCCAGUUCUGUUUGUGUCUGGUGGUUUGUACGGGCUUCUGCACCUGUAAACCUCUCAAUAAUGACAUCCGGAGUGAGGACCCUGAGGGACUCUACUCCCAGCUGUCAGAGGAGGAUCUUCUAGUGGAGGAAGAAGACGACUUCAGGAUGGAGGAUCUCCUGGGAACAAUGAAGGAGGACUUUCUGAGGAAACUCAACCUGUCGGAUGUUCCUCAGGAAAACAGCAAGAUCUGCCCUCCUCAAUUCAUGAUGGAGCUCUACAACAAGUACGCCUCGAACAGCUCGGCAAACCCUCAGUCUGAUGUCAUUCGAAGCUUCACCGUCCAAGAUAUCCCUCUCUCUGUGACAAACGGAACAAAGUCGAGGCACAGGCUCCACUUCAACGUCAGUAUCCCCAACCAUGAGAAGAUCACCACUGGUGAACUGCAGCUCUUCUUCUUCCCAGAAGCCGGAUCAAGGGUCCCCUCCCACAAUGUCAUGGCCACCAUCAAAGUCUAUGAAGUAGAUUACAACACUUUUCCAGCCACCACCCAAGUGGUGGUUGGUAAAGAGGUGACGGGCUUUGAGAGCACGUGGGAGACUUUUGAUGUGACCACAGCUAUUCAGAGCUGGAUCAAGUCGGGCCAUGGAGCAUUGGCGUUUGACGUUGUGGUGGAUGGGAAGGAUUGUGGGGCCUCUGAAGACGAAGAAGAAAGCGCAGGCUGUUUGAAUUUGAGCGUGUCGGUUGGAGAUAAUACUUCAGCGGCUUUGAUAGUCUUCUCAGAUGACCUGGGUAGCAAGAGGAUGGAAACAAAGAAGGAAUUAAGGGAAAUGAUCCUGCACGAGGAAGAAACCAUCCUACACUCCGGCGCCGGAAACGAGAUCCCGGAGGUUCAACAACCACGGAGACAGAAACGAAAGGCAGAGAGGGAAUACUGCCGGCGGUCCUCUCUCAAGGUCAACUUUAAGGACAUCGGCUGGGACAGCUGGAUCGUGGCGCCUCCAGAAUAUGACGCCUUUGAAUGUCGAGGUCUGUGUUACCACCCGUUGACGGACGAAUCAACCCCUUCAAAACACGCCCUCAUCCAGACGCUGAUGAACAUCAAGAACCCCAAGAAGGCUAACAUGGCCUGCUGCGUCCCCAUCAAACUGGACCCCAUCACAGUCAUGUAUCAGGAGAACGGACGCCUCACUAUAAGAUACCUUUAUGAGGAGAUGAAGGUGGCAGAGUGUGGCUGCAGGUAGUCAGAGAGAAUUGGUCUGCUGGUAGCCCAGGCGAUCAUAAUGGUUCAAAUGUUGCAUUUGAUUCAAGUCAGUCUGAUAUAUUUGUUUGGCCAGUAGAAGUAAGCUACCCCAGCUGGAAGAGGAAUGUAAAAUAUAACUUUAUACAUCCCAAUUUUGCAGCAGCUGCAGUUUAAAAAGUGCGUAGAACAUAGAUGGGUUGAAUUUUAAAACGUAACAGCAUUAGUGAAAGUGAUUAUGUUUACCAGGUUGACAUGAUGUUAGCAUGGUUACAUCUACAGCACUCAAGACAAGUAUAGCUGAGGUUUGUCGGCUUCAUUGGCUUC